Molecule: messenger RNA, 1149 nt
Organism: Phyllopteryx taeniolatus (common seadragon)
Lineage: Eukaryota; Metazoa; Chordata; Actinopteri; Syngnathiformes; Syngnathidae
Gene: naxe
Product: NAD(P)HX epimerase
Exons: 7
Coding region: 118-966 (282 amino acids)
Cellular component (GO): mitochondrion
Molecular function (GO): NAD(P)HX epimerase activity
Source: RefSeq, a predicted model, not a curated record
UUUUAUUUUGAAAUGUGAGCGAGCACUGUUUUGUUUCCGCUCUCCAAACCCGGAAGUAAGCCAUUCCUGCGCCCGCUGACGGAACGCAUCUCUGCAUGUUGUUUUUUGACCAUCUGAAUGCUGAGUGUGCGGGCUCUUUUUGGCAUCGGCUUCCUGGUGACCUCGCGGACCUCAGCAGUCUUUGCUCAAGCGGGGAAAUGCGCGCUGUCUCCUUUAGUUAACAACCACCAGGACUGUUACAGUAGCAGACCAGCUUCCGCCAUGGCCCAGAGCAUCAAAUACCUCGGCCAGGAGGAAGCCCAGCACAUUGACGAGGAGUUAUUCAAUGAGUAUGGCUUCAGUGUGGACCAGCUGAUGGAGCUCGCCGGCCUCAGUUGUGCUACAGCCAUUACAAGGGCAUAUCCACUGAGCUGUUUGGUCAAGCCCAAACCCACAGUCCUGGUGAUAUGUGGACCGGGUAACAAUGGAGGUGAUGGCCUGGUCUGUGCCAGACAUCUUAAACUAUUUGGUUAUAAUCCUUCCAUCCUCUACCCAAAGAGGCCCAACAAACCACUCUUUCAGGGUCUGACCACCCAGUGCCAGAAAAUGGAGAUCCCCUUUCUUACAGAGAUGCCUGAGGCCCCAUUGAUUGAUGAGGCGUUCAACCUGGUGAUAGAUGCCAUCUUUGGCUUCAGCUUUAAGGGAGCUGUGCGAGAGCCUUUUGGUUCCAUCAUCGAUGUCCUGAAAAAGAUCACUGUCCCCAUUGCCAGCAUCGACAUCCCCUCAGGUUGGGAUGUGGAGCAGGGGAGUGUCGACGGAUUGCAGCCCGACACGCUCAUCUCUCUGACUGCUCCCAAAAACUCUGCUGUGCUUUUCAAGGGACGCCAUCACUUCCUGGGAGGCCGCUUCGUUCCGCCCGCCCUAGAGAAGAAGUACCAGCUCAAUCUUCCCCGCUACCCCGAAACUGAUUGCGUGUUAAAAUUGUAAGACGAAAGAUUUGCUGAGAGCUUUCGGUUGCUUCAGGGAUGGUUAUCUUUACAUCUUUGUUUUUGUUUUGUUUUCCCUGGUUCCCAUCAGCUAUGAAAUGGUUUGUGUGAUCCUCACAUGCUUUUUGACACUGGUUGCUUUAGCUAUUUGAAAAUAAAAUGCAAUUACAAAAAUUAAACGCAA